CUCCUCGCGACGGCGGCGGGCAACGCGCUCGAGUGGUACGAUUUUGCCCUCUUCGGAUUCUUGGCGCCGGAACUGUCGAAGUUGUUCUUCGCUCCCGGCGAUCCGAACUCGCGCCUUCUCGAGACCUUCAUGGUCUUCGGCGCGGCGUUCCUCGUGCGGCCCGUCGGCGGGCUCGUCGUCGGCGCGUUCAGCGACGCGUACGGGCGGCGCGCGGCGCUGCAGCUGUCCGUCGCGUCGAUGGCGGGCGCGACGGCGGCCAUCGGGCUGCUGCCGACGUACGCGGCCGCGGGGUCGCUCGCGACGUGCCUUUUGGUCGCGUGCCGCGUCGUCCAGGGCCUGAGCGUCGCCGGCCAGCUCACGGGCGCACUGGUCUUCCUCGUGGAGUCCGCGCCGGCGGGGCACGAGAACCUCUUCGGGUCGUUCGCGUUCGCGUCGGGCAACGCGGGCACGAUGCUC
Molecule: messenger RNA, 456 nt
Organism: Aureococcus anophagefferens
Lineage: Eukaryota; Pelagophyceae; Pelagomonadales; Pelagomonadaceae
Exons: 1
Biological process (GO): transmembrane transport
Cellular component (GO): membrane
Molecular function (GO): transmembrane transporter activity
Source: RefSeq, a predicted model, not a curated record